AAAAAAUUGCAGACUUUUUUGGCAAUUGGUAAAGGAAUCAUCAAGAUGAAUAGUAAGGUUUUACUUGAGUAAUCAAUUUGAAAUAAAAAAAGAAAGUCAGGAAAAUGAAGAAAAAUUCUAAGUGAUUAAAAUAAUAGCACGGGGCAUGCUACAUUUGAGAUGCCUGUAGGAUGUCCUGAGAAAGAUAUCAAACCUCAUAUCCCCAAAUUUUCCCAUUCAUAAAAAUCAAUAUCCUCACAAUGCCCUGCAUGCCCCUUCAUGACUCAGGCCCUUACUGUUUUCUCAGUAUCAUGCCCCACAUUUCUCUCUCAUUUCCCUCAAAAUGGGCUGUCAUACUCAAUGAUGGCGAACACAUCAACUGGUUCUUGCCUCAGAGCCUAACCCUGAACUUUCUCUCUGCCUGGGAUGGAUAUUCAUAGCUUUCCCCAUAGUUCAAUUUCUUACUUCCUUCUGUUUGGAUGCUACCUGGUCAUCAAUGCAUUUUCUUACCACUUUGUCAUGAGUAUCCCCACCUUCCAUUGACAUCUUUCUAGUCCUCUCCAUAAAUUUGUCAUAAUCUUAUUUUUAUAACCUUUUAUUAUUGCCUAUUGUCUGUCUCCCUCAACUAAAAUGUAUGGAAGCUCCAUGAGAUACAGAGUUCCAUGUCAUUUGUAUCCAGUAAUAUAUACCAAAAGAUGGGUAGUGUUUAACAAUUCUGAAGACUUGAAGGUCUGAGAAUUUACCCUACUGGUUAGCUGAAACAUUAGCCAGUCACCAUUUGGGGAUGUUGAAAUAAGCCAGGCACCAAGGUCAGGCAAAUGACUUAAUUAUUUUGUAACAAUAGCUAGCGUGUCAAUAUUUGUAUCAAAGUCCAAUUUCCCAAAGAUGAUGUAAGGCGGACCAUAUGACAUCUAUGCAGAAAGUGUCCUGUGCUGUGAGUAAAGGACACCAAACUUAAAGUAAAAAAAAAGUAAGUCUAAGUCGUUUUAAGGAGCAGUAACUCCACCUUAGUGCUGCUCUGAAAUAUGUUCUUUAUUAUUCUAGACAGUAAAAGAAAAAAACUUACCUUUCAUGACAAAGGAAGGCAUUACUUCAUAUGUCAAGGCUGUUUGCUAUACAAAAAUCCUGGAAAAGAUAGUCUGAAACAAAGUAAUGAGUAUCUCUACUCACAAGACAAGCAGAAACUUGAAAGGAAAUAAAGAAGUACCACCAUGCAUGGUAGAUACUCAGUACAUAUCAGUUAAUGAAGGAUCAUUCCUGUGAGUUACUUAUUACUGUUACAUCAAUUUUCAAAUGCAUAAAUUGAAGCAAUCAGAAAGUGAAUUGAUUUUCUAGAGGCAUGCAGCUACUCUGGUAAGCACACACAGCCCCAAGACGGGGAACUGAGGAGACCAGGAGACAGGUAACUGAGUCCUCUUUAUCUUUUACUCUACCCUGCCGUCAGCCUGUCAAGCAUUAAAGAACGCAUGGAGACUAAAGAGAGAAAUGUGAAAAAAUGAAAAACAGGAAUGGAAGAAAAGGAAAGAAUGGAGAGUGCCUUUGAGCUCUCCACUUUUGCUCAUCUGUUCAGAACUACAGAGGAGACAGGACUUUUGAUCUUGCCUACAGACAAGAAAACCAGGUUCAGGAAAGCAGGGAGCAUUUCUCAAAACCUGAAAGGAUAUCAGGAAUCAAGCACAGUGGGUGGAGCCUGGUGCUACCAUCUGUCUAUAAGACCACUCCUCAGUUUCUGAGGAGAAGUACAGUGCAGAGCUCCUGACCUCUGCACCUGGAUCUGCAACCAUGAAGGUGGCAACUAUCUUUCUUGGCGCCUUGGUCCUGCUCAGUUUAGCAGGUAAUAUCACGGCUGACUUCGUGGGCAAAAAGGCUGAUUGCAAUUAUGGAGUUACAGGAUGUCCCAGGAUUUAUGACCCUGUGUGUGGGAUGGAUGGAAUUACUUAUUCCAAUGAAUGCACGCUGUGCUCUGAAAACAGGGAACGCCAGGUUCCUGUCCUCAUUAGAAAAUACGGACCUUGCUGAAAGUCAAGAUUUUAAACUCUUUUAAGACUACCACUAUGCUUGGCUAGUCUGUUUGUUGAAUAAAUGCAUCUGAAUAGA
Messenger RNA from Peromyscus maniculatus bairdii (prairie deer mouse), 2076 nucleotides. The record is from RefSeq and is a predicted model, not a curated record. NCBI's taxonomy places the organism in Eukaryota, Metazoa, Chordata, Mammalia, Rodentia, Cricetidae.